CGCGAUUUGGAACGAUGCAGAACGCAUCGGCAAUCAGCAUUUUAGCCGGAUCAACUGUCUUGUUGGGAGUGUUCGUUGUUUUUGGUGUUGAAGGCAUAUACGCUUGGAAUUUUGACGAAUAUGAUAGAUAUCAGACGAGUGGAAGAGAAGACAAAAUUAAAAAUGUUCAGAAGGAGUAUGACUUUAUCAUCGUCGGAGGUGGAAAUGCUGGUGCUGUUUUAGCGAAUCGAUUAUCGGAAAUUUCACAAUGGAAAAUCCUGUUGAUAGAGGCUGGAGGAGAAGACAACUUUCUAUCGGAUAUUCCUCUAUUUGCGGCAUAUCUUCAAUCGACAGCGCUCAAUUGGAAUUUUUCAGCCGAGAAGCAAGAAGGCACUUGUUUAGGGAUGGAAAAUGAGAGGUGUCCUGCACCAAGAGGAAAGGGGUUAGGUGGAAGCACAAUUUUAAACUAUAUGAUAUAUAAUCGAGGAAACCGAGCAGACUUCGACAAUUGGGCGGCAGCUGGAAACGAGGGGUGGUCGUAUAAGGAUGUGCUUCCUUACUUUAUGAAGUCUGAGAGGGCGACAUUUCAGGACACUAACAAAAUUCCGAAGCACGGAAGAGGCGGGCCAGUGAAUGUUGAAUAUGUGCCAUACCGAACACCACUAGUGCAUGCGUUCGUCAAAGCCAACGAAGAGCUUGGUCGAAAGAUAAUGGAUUAUAAUGGUGACUCCCAACUCGGCGUUGAUUAUCUACAGGCCACAACUAAACGUGGAAAGCGAGUAACUUCCGCUUCAGCAUAUCUUGACCCGAUUCGUAUAAGGAAAAAUUUGCAUAUUCUUACAAAUGCACGAGCAACAAGGAUCCUGAUUCAACCAAAGACGAAAACUGCGAAAGGUGUUGAAUUUCUAUGGCGAAAACAAAAGUAUAAAGUGCGUGCAAAAAAAGAGGUUUUACUUUCAGCAGGGACACUUCAAUCGCCUCAGCUGUUGAUGUUAUCCGGUAUUGGACCUCGGAAACAUUUGGAAGAACUUAACAUUCCGGUUUUAGUCGACUCACCAGUUGGUAAAACUAUGUAUGAUCAUCUAUGUCUUAUAGCUCUUACGUUUUCCACCAAUACAAGCAUGGCGUCGUUCGACACUGAUCGAAUCAAAAUUCCAGAGAUACUCGACUACAAACUUGGAAGCGGAGUACUCACUGUCCCGGGAGCAUUAGAAGCGUUAGCAUUUAUUAGAACAGAACAUUCCACUGAACCUCGUGAUGUUCCGAAUAUAGAACUAUUGUUCCUUGGUGGUACUGCAGUAUCUGACUACGGAACGGGUUCUGUUCGAGGAUUUUCGUGGAAACAAAAUAUCUACGACACAGUGUUCAAACCAACUGUAGGAAAGGAUCAGUUCACGAUCGCAGUUAUGUUAUUUCAUCCUAAGUCAAGUGGGUACGUUCGACUCAAGGAUAACAAUCCACUUCAUUGGCCAUUAAUAUAUAAUAAUUUUCUAACCGAACGAGAGGAUUUGGACACAAUGGUGGUAGGAAUCAAGGAAGCGUUACGCCUAAUUGAAACACCAGCCAUGAAAGCCAUAGGAGCACGUAUCAAUGACAUUCCCAUACCUACAUGUGCUACACAUGCGUUCGCCUCCGAUGCCUAUUGGGAGUGCUUGAUACGAUCUCUCGCCAGUUCACUACAUCAUCAAGUGGGUACCUGCAGAAUGGGCCCGGCAGAUGACUCACAAGCUGUGGUAUCACCAACGCUUCAAGUACAUGGAAUCAAGAAUUUAAGGGUGGUAGAUGCUAGUGUUAUGCCCACCAUACCAGCAGGUCACACACAAGCUCCAGUUUAUAUGAUAGCAGAAAAAGCAGCCGACAUGACAAAGGAUUACUGGAAUUGGGGAGUAGAAUACGAAUAAGAUCUCAACUGUAUGCAGGUAUUUUUUACGAAUGAAUAAGCUUUAAUAAAUUAAAUUAAUCUUA
Aedes aegypti (yellow fever mosquito) is the source of this 1944-nucleotide messenger RNA. Its product is annotated as glucose dehydrogenase [FAD, quinone]. Lineage: Eukaryota; Metazoa; Arthropoda; Insecta; Diptera; Culicidae. Bases 15 to 1880 code for a protein of 621 amino acids. Gene Ontology annotation, molecular function: flavin adenine dinucleotide binding; oxidoreductase activity, acting on CH-OH group of donors. The record is from RefSeq and is a predicted model, not a curated record. The transcript has 3 exons.